UCAUGUUACACUGUGUAGUGAGCGAGGUAUGAGUAGACGUAUAAUUGCUUAGUUGCAUGUUCGCGACUAUGACUAUUCAGUAUUCGCAAUUGUGAUUGGGAAGCUGUGGUCUCACGACGCUAUUGUAGAGCGGUUGCAUUGCGUGCGAGAGUUUACCUGUGGUGUUAUUUGUGUUGAGUGAAAAAAUCAUACUAAAUAUUGUUGUUUAAUUAUUGUUUAUCAGUCCUUAUUCCCGGACGUCACGAUGCCUCAGACGAGUUCUGCGAAUUCUAACGGACAUUCUGUACGUGUACAAAACAAUGGAUGGCAUUCAGCAGAGCAACGCAAUGGUCACCAACCGCACAGGAAAGUUUUUGAUGACGAGGAAUUUGAAGGCCAAGGGAUCGCAGUUAACAAAAUGGAUGACAGUAGCGUUAGAUAUCCCGAUGGCACGGUACGCCUCCGCAACCCGAACAUCGAGCUCAUGGACCAAGACAUCCUCUACCACUUGGCACUGGGCAGCGGCUCGCACGAUCUCAUCGAAAUGUUCGGUGACGUUAAGUUCGUGUGUAUGGGCGGCACGCCGAAGCGCAUGGAGCAGUUCGCGUACACCAUCAUGGCGGAGAUCGGCCACAAGCUGCCGUGCGGCACCACGCUGCAGGACAUCAGCCACUUCUCCUACCGCUACUCCAUGUACAAAGUCGGGCCUGUUCUCUGCAUCAGUCACGGCAUGGGGAUACCGUCCGUGGGAAUCCUGUUACACGAGGUGAUAAAGCUGAUGUACCACGCGAAGGUCCGCGAGCCGGUGUUCUUCAGGAUCGGCACGUGCGGCGGCAUCGGCUACGAAGGCGGCACCGUCAUUAUAUCCGAAGAGGCUGUUGACGGCGCACUACGAAAUGUUCUCGAGCUGACGGUACUUGGUAAGAAUAUCCAGCGUCCGGCGAAGUUGGACAAGAGGCUAGUGCGAGAGCUGAAGGCGCUCUCUGAUCCCGAAGAUCCCUACGACACUGUCACGGGCAAGACCAUGUGCACUUACGACUUCUAUGAAGGUCAAGGACGUCUCGACGGUGCUUUCUGUGACUUCACCGAAAACGACAAAAUGGAGUACUUGGAGAGCAUUCACAAGGCUGGCGUCGUCAACAUCGAGAUGGAGUCGCUCGCGUUUGCGGCUCUCACCCACCACGCCGGCAUUAAGGCCGCUGUCAUAUGUGUCACGCUGCUAGAUAGGCUUAAGGGAGACCAGGUUUUGGCACCCAAAGAAGUUCUGGAUGAGUGGCAGCAGCGUCCAACGAAACUUGUUUGCCGGUAUAUUAAAAAGUACUUGCAAAUGAAAGGACGACUGUCGUUGGAAGGACACGGGUCAAUCGCCGUGAAAAGUCCAAGGCGAUUCAAACUAGUGCAGCAAGAAUCCGAAACCUAUGAUUAAUGAGUAAGGCAACUUGAGAAUGUGCAAUCAAAAAUUGUAGCAAACAGCAAACCUUAAAAGGUGAAUCGUCACAGAUUAAAAAAAGGUAUUGUUCAAACGUAGGCACGUUUUUAUUUAUUUAUUUUAUUCUUUAUUUUUUUUUGUUAAUUAUAAGACUUUAUUACUAUUCUACUAAUGUAAAAAAAAGAAAAUAAUAAUAAAAAUUUGCUUUAAUUAAAUUUUGACUGGGGCCGCUGAUCGUGAGUUUCUCUAUUUUUGUGAUUUAUCAAUAAUAGAAUAUCGUACGAGUAUUUUAUUAUUUACUAGCGGAUGCCCGUGAAUUUGUCCAUCUGAAAUUUAGUUUUCAAGAAUCAACCGGUAACCAUGAAUUUUUCCGAUAUAAAAAGUAUCCAAUAUGUUGCUCAAUAAUUUCUUCUAAAUGAAAUUUAAUUUACAAAACCAUAAAACUUGAUUCUUCAGAAACUAAAGUUUGUAUGAUAUUAAAAAAUAUGUUUGGUUCAGAUAAUUUAUCUAAAAUAUUUUUUAAUUUUCAUGCUUUUUUGUUUUGUUUGUUUUGUUUAAUUAAAUACGUAGGAAGCUUUAGGAGUACAAUCAAACUGUAUGCAACUGUUUCCUGUGUUUCCAAAAUGUGUCUACGUUUGCAUUUCUAUAUCUUGAAAAAAAUUGGAAUGGAAAUACUUUUGUUAUUAAUUCACCUUACUACCUAUUUUACUUUUUUUACCAAGAUUUCAUUCUUGGUACAUGUUGCAGCUGGAAAAAUAUUUUGUUCUCUGGUUAAGUACUGUGACCUGUAAAAAUCCAUGCUAUGAAGCUAGAUUAUAUUCGAUAUUCUAUAUAUUUUGGCACGACGAUUGUUGUGUUACUGCCUAUUUAACUACAUAUUUUGUAUUUAUUGUUAAAUUUUUAUAAUCGGUAAGUUUACCUUUGAUAUGGUGAUAUUAUUCAUUUCAUGUAAUUUUUUUUAAUAUAAAUUUUAUGCUCGCUUCGGUGAAAUAUCGAUAAUUAUUACAUAUCCAAUAAUUACUUAAAUUACUUAGAUGAUGGUAUUAUAUUAUAUCAAUAGGAUUGAGUUUCGAGUAUUGGCAUCAUGUACUCGUAUGUAUCUACAUAGUUUUUUUGAACGGUUUUCUUCAUCACAUUUUCUUUAAUACUUGAGUUUAUUUAAAAAAGUUAAAACUCUAAAAUAAAGAUUGAUUUUUUUUUAUAUUUUUGUAUUUAACCUACUUUAAAAAAUACCAAGUGAAAGAUUUUAAAUUUUUUUGGAGACUUGGAUGUAUUAUGGUUUAACAACCUUGCAAACGCGUUGUUAAAUUGUUUACAGAGAUAUAGGUGGACAUCGAAAUCCGUUUAAUGGCUUAAAAUUAUUUAUUCCUUCUAAAUUAAGUUAUUUCACGUUAAUUAUUAGCUCUUUUAACACUGUUCUAACAUAUUUAUCUACAAAUAAAAUAAAAUUACAUAAUUUAUUGCUUAACUAUAGAAACUUUAAUACUGUAUUAUGUAUAACACAUAUGUAACCAUUUUAACUCAAAAAAACAUUUUUUAUAGUUAUCUCGUACAUAUCAAGAGAUAUUUUUGUAAUACUACCUACAAAUUAUACUAGCACUUAAUUACAUACACGAUCUUUAGAGUGUUUCAAACGAAUAAAGCGAAUAUUUUGUUAAUAACCAAUUUAAAAGGCCCACUGUCUAUAUUGCUAAUAUAUUGCAUUCCAUAAUUCUUGUUAUCAGAAUAUUAAUAAUAAUAGUGAAAGGUUGCUAAUGCGCGCGACUUUCAAAUAUGAUUCUGUAGGAUUUUAUCAAGGUAAAAAAAAAGGUUUGAUAAUAUCCAUUAUCUACGACUACGCAUAUGUACUCGUAUUUAACACGCUUAUAUUAGUUUCACUUGAAACUAUGUAUGUAAGAAAAUCAAAUCUUAGAAUCUUAAUUUGACCCACUUCCCGGUCUUCAAUUAGGAUGAAAUUUUGCACACGCUCUGAGUUUUGAUGACAAUACAUGACUAGCUAAGAAACGUCAUCCAAAUACAAAUCCAAUAUGACGGCCUCCCCAAGAUGGCGGACUUGCUGUUUGAAAUCCACCCCCAUGAUGUGGAUAUCAAAAGGGUUUGAUGUCAGGAAUUUAAAUAUCACGUGUCUCAAUCGGUGAAGGAAAACAUCGUGAGGAAACCUGCAUACCAGAGAAUUAUCUUGAUUCUCUGCGUGUGUGAAGUCUGCCAAUCCGCAUUGGGCCAGCUCGAGUCUCCUCUCAGAAUAAGAUGGGUUAGGCCAAUAGUCCACAUUGGCCUAACCCAUCUCAUUCUGAGAGGAGACUCGAGCUCAGCAGUGAGCCGAAUAUGGGUUGAUGACGACGAUGCUUAAACAUAUUAAAUAUUCAAAGUAAGUAAGCAGUUUUAUUUUGCUUUAGUGCUCUUUUAUAACUGCUUAUUAGUUACGUAUUAUAAGUUGUAGUGGCGGAUUACCUAAUAACAAACCUUUCGCAGCCUAUUAUAGUAGGUGCGAGUAUUGCUCUCUACAUUUGUGCUUACUAAUUUCAAAAUUCAUCCCUUUAGAAAGUUAUAUUAAUAAUUAUUCUUGUCUUAAAAAUCUUGUUAAUAGAAAAAUGGCGUUUGCAUUUGCAAUGAGACUAGGAUCUCAUAAGGACAGUGACACACUGACUACCUUUUCGUUGGUGACUUAAAUUAUUUAGUAUCUUUGUAUCUACAUCUGAAAAAUCAUUUACAUUUUAUGAACUGCCUAAUAUUAUGAAAGGUUUACAAUUUGAAUAAAUUUCUUCUUUGAAUUCUUUUUAUAAAGACGAAUUAUUAUAUAUCGACUAUCUUUCUAUGAUAAAAAUUAUCUACAUAAUAAAUAUUUUACUAUUACCACAUUUGCUUAUGUACUUAGCUGGAAAUAUAUCACUCCUUCUGACUAUGACAAUGAACAUCGAAGUUGAAGAUACCGAUUGACAAGUUGGUUGUCUGAUAGAUUUAAUGUGCUUCCACGAGUGAAUAGUAGAUAAAUGUUGUUGUAAGUUUGUGCACCAGUGUGGUUGGAAGUUUAGGAUGUAGUAGAGGAGUCCAUGAUGCUUAAAGAGAAUUACUUCGAGCGUCACGGGGAUCUAUAAGAUUUGGCAGACGAUGGGAAGGUGGUUACAUAUAGGUGUAACCUACUAUUAUAUAAUAUAAAAUAUUUUCGCUUUCAUAAGCGUCUGCAGAUUUUAAAGACAACUUUGGUUACCUAAAAUGAAAGAAUGACCGCUCUCGUGGCUCAAGAAUAAAAAGACAACGAUUAUAUUGUGCAAAUUUGUAACCCUUAGAGAAGGGUACCGUUACCGUCAAGAUAAGGGUACCUAAGGGUUGCCGUUGUCGUAACGUAGCCCUGAGGUUACGUUCAAAUCAUCAUAUUUUAGAAAUGCAGACUUUUUUAUUAACUAGCAACUUUAUCUUAAUCUGGUUAAACAUGCUGGUUGAGAAUUUGUGAAGAGUUUUUUUUGCCUUAAGUGUACCCACCAUUAUUAUAAUAAGUCCCCCUACUUACCGGGGAACGAACUACGCGCGAGGGCAUGUUUAUCUGUCGCGCUCGAGUAAAUCCCAAAAUCACUUCAUCGGCUCCGCUACUAAUGCUGAUCUGUAUGGACAGUUUUUUGUUGUCAAAGUAGCUCUAGAGUUUCACUGUUUAAUUAUAGUAAAUGUUGAAACUAAGCCUAUAAAUAGCCCUGCUUACAGUGGAAUACGUUUGCUCAAAUGUACUUACUUGCACAUUGAAUCUCCACUCAUAAGUUGGUACUUGAAAUAUUAAUUUGACAGUACCUACUUAUAUGUGUGAAUCUGCUGAGGGAGAUAGCUGGCUGCAGGGUUGUUUAAUAUUGCUUCACAAAUAUUAUGAUGUUUGAAUAAUUGAAUAUUUAUAAUGUUAUACCGUAAGUACAAGUUAAGGGAUGGAUUAAUUAAAUUGUAUCUUAAUAUUAACUGUCUAGGUAAUAUUUGCGAGUUAAGAUUACAAAGUAUUUAAGUCAUGACGACUUUGUGACCUAUACUUAUGGCACCAAUAUUAAAUAGUAUAAAUUAUUAUUAACUUUAGGUUUAAGCGACUUCUAAUAAAAUAAAAUGUUAAAUGCUUGGUAGAGAAUGUAGUUAAAAUGUAAUGGUUAAAAUUGCACUAUUCGAUUGGUUUGACCUAUUUUUUGUGUCAAUAUAAAGUAUGAGGUAUGAAAAUAAAAUGUUAACUAUUAUAUUCAAUUUUGAGCAUGUUAGUUAUUGAAGUUGAAUCUACGUAUGCCAAAACUAUGUACAAAUCAGAGCAAACGUUUUUUGUAUGAAAUGUUUAGCCAACCGUUAUUAGACAAAUUUUGAGGUAGGUACCUAACAAGUGUAUUAAUGUAACUAUAAUAAUCAAUUGCCCGAUUGGUAAAACUUUUGCGCCUACGAUUUUUAUGUUAACACUAACUAGGUACCUCCUUAAAAUUCGUAUCUUAUAUAUUUCUUCCUUUUAUUUUAAUGAGAGCGACUCCAUUUUUAAGUGGAUUUAUUAUUUAUAUUAACAUACUGUUUGUCGGUCUGAUUUUAAUGCAUAUUGAUUGAUACUUCUUACCGGUUCGGUGAGUGAAUCUACUUCAAGAGACUCGGCAAUUUUUAAUUUCCAAAAACUGUUAUACAUUUAGUUAACUUCAGUUUAAAUAUAAAAUGCUUUUGUUGAAGGCAACCAUCUUGAAUUUGGCUGUAAGUCAACGUCAACGACAUAUCCCAUUUAAUGAAAGGUAAAAAAUUGUCAGCCAAUGCUCCUAAGCGUUAUAUUUACCGUUUUCUAUAUGUUCUGUGACUGCUAUUAUAAGUAAGGCAGGCGACUAUAGUAGUAGUUCGAACCGUGGUGUCUUUGGAUGAUGCAGCUGGUUUCAACUGUCCAAGUAUGAGGCAUAUCUUUUUUAAAUAUUAUAUUAUGAGAAAUCAUAUCUCCUGCCACCAGUCAUUUAGCUUCCCGGCAACCCUUUGAAAAACACAAUUAAAGAACUUAAAGGGUCUUUCGGCGAAGUGUUGCCACGAGAUAAAAAAUAUUGUCCGGCGACUAGGGACAUUAUUCCUCAUGAUGUUCCAUAGAAAAAAGAAAUAAAUCACGUUUUAUACUUAUGGAUAACUAGCAGACGCCCGCGACUCAGUACGCGAGAAAUUCCGUGUGUCAUUAACUCACGGGAACCAUGUAUUUUUUUCGGGAUAAAAAGUAUGUUCCUAUAAGCUGACAGUAAACUUACAGCCUAUAUAACAUUAGGAAUCAGACAUACUAAAUCUAACACUAUCAUAAGCUCUCGUUCCUUAAGGUUAUAUGUACACUGUGUAUAAUAUUUUUCUAUUGAUUUCUUAAGAAAUGUAUCUUCAGUCAUUGCAUUUGUAAAACAUUUUGUUUUCAUAACGAAAUUGGCGAAACUGGAAACUGUAUGUUUUUAUACAAUUGUCUGUUACAUAUUAUAAUGUAUCUAUAUUACAUAUUGGGCAUAUGUGACAGAGAUUAGCCACUGGGUCCGCUUGCAUGUGUUAUAUAUUGAAUAAAAAAGUUCGUUUCCUCUGA
Bicyclus anynana (squinting bush brown) is the source of this 6938-nucleotide messenger RNA. Its product is annotated as uridine phosphorylase 1. Gene Ontology annotation, biological process: uridine catabolic process; nucleotide catabolic process. Gene Ontology annotation, molecular function: uridine phosphorylase activity. NCBI's taxonomy places the organism in Eukaryota, Metazoa, Arthropoda, Insecta, Lepidoptera, Nymphalidae. The transcript is spliced from 9 exons. Bases 245 to 1405 code for a protein of 386 amino acids. The record is from RefSeq and is a predicted model, not a curated record. Gene Ontology annotation, cellular component: cytoplasm; cytosol.